AAAGCUGCGGGAGCAGUUCGCAUCCUCUCCAAAAUGUUGCUCGUCUUCAUCAUAGUUUACGUUGUCAUGACCAUCAUUCUCAUUGUCAAUCAAAUUCAAAGUAAAGAAACAGCAAUUACCAGAUGUACUAAUUUAAAUUCCACCAUGGCAGCAUCUUGUCAAGAAGUGGAAACAUGGAAGAUUAUACGUAAUGCUAUCUUAGCAGCGAUACUCAUAGUAUUUGAGGUAUUUUACGCUGGGACCGCUUCGCGUUAUGCAACAGAACUCGAGAAUAUGUUCCGUCUUAAACGCAGGCGCGUUCCUACUUCAACUUUGUCCGCCGCAAAUCUCACUACCAAGGAGUAUUUUGAUCCACACGGACAUCAACGCCCAGUUUAA
This is a messenger RNA of Acaulospora morrowiae, 378 nucleotides long. The record is from the annotation of a GenBank genome assembly. Lineage: Eukaryota; Fungi; Glomeromycota; Glomeromycetes; Diversisporales; Acaulosporaceae.